Messenger RNA from Ctenocephalides felis (cat flea), 1947 nucleotides. RefSeq names its product condensin complex subunit 1-like. The record is from RefSeq and is a predicted model, not a curated record. Bases 165 to 1877 code for a protein of 570 amino acids. Gene Ontology annotation, cellular component: condensed chromosome, centromeric region. The transcript is spliced from 7 exons. Gene Ontology annotation, molecular function: histone binding. NCBI's taxonomy places the organism in Eukaryota, Metazoa, Arthropoda, Insecta, Siphonaptera, Pulicidae. Gene Ontology annotation, biological process: meiotic chromosome condensation; mitotic chromosome condensation.
UUGAAGGCACUUCCGACAAUGAUAUCUAUGCCUGUCUCGUCGUAUUGUCACUUAUAGCAGUUAAUAAGCCGAACGUUGUCUGGACCAAUUUGUCUGUGGUUACGUCUACGCUCCUGGACGAUUUCAGCAAAACCGAUAUACAGUAUGCGAUACACACUCUUCAGAUGCUAAGAAAUAUGUGGACCAGCACAGCUUCUCUAUCGAGAUCGGCUGAUAAAUCUGUAACGAGAAAAUACAACUCUGAGGAAAUCUUUGUCAAGAUUCAUGAUUUAGUGAUUCAUCAUUUCAAUGAUUCGACUACUGGCUCGUUUAGACAACUUGCCAAUGGGGCCGUGGCUGUCGUAUAUGCGGGUGCCGAUCAGCCCCAUUUGCUAAUGGAGAAAUUAGUUUCCGCGAUGCUGCAUGCCGAAAAUAAAGGAACUUUGACUCUGGACGAUAAAAUGAAAUCCUGGAGAGUCAGCAGAAUUUUGCACACAGUCGGACAAGUUGCAAAUAAUCACAUUGCAUUCCUCGAUCUCAACGUCUACAGUGAGUUGGGUAGAAGGAAAGAAAUACAGCAGAACACCAGGCAAAGUACUUCCUCGGAGACACCGAGCGUCAAUUCGAAUCCUAGGGCAUCGAAGUUGCAAUCCGCUUCUAGGAGCAUUAGAAAUAAUCAGAGUUAUAAAUCGCACAUGGACGACGACAACGAAGACAACGAAUACCAAGAGUGCAUCAAUUCCGACGAUUUGGAAGCAAACUUCGUCAACGACAUCAUGGAAAAGGAACUCCUGCAAGAGCCUGCAGCGUUCAGUUACGUUUUACCUUUCGUCAAAGAUAUUCUGGAGCAUAGGAACAAGUUCGAUGAUGACGAUUUGGAAGUCGAUGCCUCUGGCGCUUUGAUGAGUUUUAUGUGCAUCUCUUCAGAGGCAUGUCGGCAGAACAUCCAGUUGCUGAUGACUGUUUUGAGACAUUCCAAAUUUCCUGUUGUCAAGACGAAUAUCAUUGUUGGAUUCGCUGAUUUGCUGUUCAGGUUUCCGACCGUCGUUGAGCCGUGGGAGCUUUAUGUUUUUGAAAGAUUGAAGGAUGAUAAUUCCGAGGUGAAGAAGAUUGGCCUAAAAUUCAUCUGCCAGUUGAUUUUAACAAAUAUCAUGAGACCAAAAAGUUACAUAUCAGACAUUGCUUUGUUUUUGGUCGACGAAGAUGAUGCUUUGAAAACCUUGGCCGAACAUUUCUUUAAAGAAAUGUCCACCAAGGACCAAAAUCUGUACAAUGCUCUUCCUGAUAUCAUUUCGAAAAUGACUGAUCCUGCAAUGAAUUUGGUGGAAGCCAAGUUCCAGAAAAUAAUGAAGUCUAUUCUCAGUUAUAUCAGUAAAGAUAGACACAUGGACGGAUUGGUACAAAAACUAUGUCUUCGUUUACAAAUUGCUACAGACACAGCACAAAUAUGCAAUCUCGCUUUCUGUUUAUCCAUUUUGAACUACACCCUGAAAUCGAUUCAGGUUCUCAUCGACAACUUUGAAAUCUUCCGGACGCAUCUAAAUAUUCCUGAAGUUUAUACAGUGUUCAAAAAUAUAGUCGCACUUGGCAACAAGCAGUCGGUUAAGCCCGAAAUGAAGACUUUAUGCACGGAAUUGGAUAACAAAAUCGAGGCUCUGCUAGAUGUAAAUCAAGACAAAGAGAAUAUGGAAGAGGCGAGGAGAAAACUUACAAAGAAACCAGUUGGUAAGCCACGAAAGAAGAACAGACAAGGAUCUCAAAACAUGUCAGUUACAUUCGAGGACAGCAUUGCUACCAGACGUAGUAGCAGGUCACAACCCCCCAGAAGGCAAAUUGUCGAUGAUUCCUCGACUUCGGACGAGGAGGAGGUUUUGAGAGAAAAUAAAAGACGAUCUUAAAGAUACUGCAUUAUAUUAAUGUGAGGCAAUGAAAUAUUUUUAAUCUUUAUUGAUUAUAAAAAUUGAAUGA